Molecule: messenger RNA, 1170 nt
Organism: Sporisorium graminicola
Lineage: Eukaryota; Fungi; Basidiomycota; Ustilaginomycetes; Ustilaginales; Ustilaginaceae
Exons: 1
Coding region: 1-1170 (389 amino acids)
Biological process (GO): mRNA export from nucleus
Cellular component (GO): nucleus
Molecular function (GO): mRNA binding
Source: RefSeq, a predicted model, not a curated record
AUGGACGUACCAAUGCAAGACGCAAACCGAAGGGGAGGACGUAGGAACGGGCCAUCAAAUGCUCGUGCGGCACGUCGCAGCGAUCCGUAUGCGCGCGACUCAAAGGCCCGACCCAACGCUGCGGCAAACCAGGCUCAACGCGGCCAGACCCAAGCCAACGCAGCACCUACACAGGCGGCACAAUCGCAGUCCGGCAUGUCGUACCCGCCGCCCGAGCUCAGCAUCCGUGGCUCCAGCGGUCCCACCUGGAUUGUGGUGUCCAACUUGGUGGUAGGAACGUCGACCGAAGACGUGCGUCUCACGUUUGGCAUGUUUGGCCGUGUGGAAGAGGUCAAGCAGCGACCUGCACCUUCGGCAAAUCACCCGACGGUCUCGUUCGAAGUUGCCUUUGACAAAAGGGAGGACGCGGAAACGGCGGCGGCAAAGUUUAAUGGCGCGCUCGCGGACGGUAGAAUCUUGCAAGUGUCAAUCAAGAAGCCUGACCCGCCACGCGAUGCGUUCAGCCAGUUCAACAGGGCUACUGCACAGGCCGUUGCCCAGCGACCUCGCGAGAAGGCGGCAAACCUGAUCCCGGCACCGGCUGCGUUGCCUUACACGCCCACUCCUGCAGCUGCAGUGACUGCCGCGAUCCCUACUGGUCCGGCUAGUAUGCGUUCUCGCGCUCACACUGCUGGACUGGUGGAGCCUCGAGCCAGGAAGUCCAACGGCGCAACGCCCAACAGAAGUGCCGCAACGAACAGCAAGGGUGGAAAGGCAGCGAACGCUCCUCCCGCCAUCCCCACAGGGCCCAAAAAGGGCACGGCCGCGGCGGCUGCUGCACCCAAAUCGAAACCGCAACCGCUCGCUCAACGGAUCCCGGAGCCGCUUGCCAACCGUCUACUGACGCAAGCGCAGGCGCAAAAGCUGCGCGCAGAGGAGGCCAAGAAGAAGGCCAAAGACGAGGCCCGUGCCAAGGCUAUUGCAGCAACGGGCAAGCACACGGUGCUGGGCAAGCGUCUUGGUGGACUGCCUCUGGCGCAGAGGCUGGUGCAACAGGCAGGCACGCCGAAAUCGGACCAGAGUGCCGUCCGCGCUGCUGCUGAGAAGAAGAAGCGCAAAAGGGAGGCAGCCAAAGCGAAGAAGGCUAAGACGGGCGGCGGAGGCAGCAGCGGCAUGGAUCUUGACGGAUGA